Messenger RNA from Cyanistes caeruleus (blue tit), 1316 nucleotides. NCBI's taxonomy places the organism in Eukaryota, Metazoa, Chordata, Aves, Passeriformes, Paridae. The record is from RefSeq and is a predicted model, not a curated record.
UCUCUGAGGCUGAUCCCGCACCUCCCCGCAGGCCGGCGGAGAGCCCGCAGCCCCGGAGCGCCGGGCCGGGCACCGGGAGCCAACGGGACACGGGUGACCCUGCUGGGUGAGGAGGAGGAGGAGGAGGCGGCAGCAGCGCAGGCAGCCGUGCUGACCAUCGUCCCGGUCUUCUGUGCCAUGGGAUUGUUGGGAAUCCUGGUCUGCAACCUGCUGAAGAAGAAGGGUUAUCACUGCACCGCCAGCAAGGAGCCCCAGCCCGGUGGCACCGGUCCCAGCUCCAUCUACCAGCUGGAGGAUGCCAAUGAGGACACCAUCGGGGUGCUGGUGCGGCUGAUCACCGAGAAGAAAGAAAAUGCAGCGGCGCUGGAGGAGCUGCUGAAGGAGCACCAGAGGCAGCAGCUGAUGCCCCCGAGCUGUGCCCCCCUCAAUAAGCUGCACCUCCUGCCUCAGUUUCCCCCCGCCUGCCAGCACCAGCAGCACCUGCACACGGUGCAGGGACCGGCCCCCUGUGCCCGCUGCGGCCAGAAGUGGCCCGAGGUGCUGCCAUCGCUGAGUGCCACCAAAGUCCCCAAGGCUGGAGCUCAUCCCAGCGAGGUGACCAUCCUCUCCAUCGGCAGGUUCCGGGUGUCCCGGAUCCCUGAGGUGAGGAGUGAGGCGGGGGCUGAGCCCCUCCGUGCUCCCCUCCCCGCCGGCAGCGGGAUGUGACCCCCGCGAUGGAGCAGCACCAAGGGCCCCCCGAGCAGGCACCUGGCCUGGGGGCUGCCUCAGGGGUCAGUGACACCCACAAAGACCCCGUGGAGGGGAUGGAGGACACUGGGCAUUGUGUGAAAGCCGGGCCCGCUCGGAGCUGCAGAGUGCUGGAGGUGGCAGCUCUGCUCCUGCCACCGAGGCGUCCAACAGCAGCACAGCAAAUCCAGCAUCUCGCUCGGCUGCUGAGAAGGAUUCUCUGUCCCAGAGGCCUGGUGGUGGCCACAGCAUGGUGGCCUGAGGGACAGUAACUCAGGAGCUGCGAUGCCGGUGGUGGUGGCCAUAGGAAUCGUCGUCUCUGGGAGCCAUGAUACCACAACACAGCUCCACUGGAAGGACAGAGGACACUGGAUGCCAUUCCAUGGUCACCUUCUGGGUCUGUUGACCAUCAUGAACUCCUGAUUUCCCCCCAUCACCUGGUGCCAGCACUCAGCAUCGCAGGAUAAUGAAUCACUGGAUCACGGAAUGACUCCCCCCUUCCCAACAACCCAGCUGGGGCACUGAUUUCUCUGGGCAAGGCUGGUCUCCAUCCCUCCCUCCAUCCCUCCCUCCAUCCCUCCCUCCAUCCC